AUGGUAAAGUCUUCCCUGUUAAAAUUCUUUGACAUAAAGUCUAGAGAUGGCAAGAAAACUGCUAAUUGUAAGCAUUGCGGAAAAUGUUACAAAGAAGGGGAGUCCACGGGAAACAUGAGCAAGCACGUUCGGGCCUUGCAUCCAUCAGCUUUUGGAGCUCAUAAUGGAAAGAUCGAUAGGAAGAAAGCAUCAGAUGCCAUCACUAAAAAGAGGAAAACACUCAGGAUCUCCCAGUCUAUUACCAAUGAGUUCAGGAAGAACCCACACACUUUUAGAACGGCUUUGCUUGUUGUGGAAGGAAUUCUGCCGCUAAAUUUAGUCGAACUCACGAUGUGGAGUACGUUUGGCGACCAAGGUCAGUCAGUAGCUCCUAUUCGAUCUAGAGCGACUUUUGCGAAAAAGCUACAGGUUUAUUCUGCUAUGUUAGACGAAACGCUGUCUCUCAACCUUAGAAAUGCACACCUUGUGAACAUCCAUUUAGACACCUGGACUGCAACAAGUGGGGAAUCUUAUUUGGGGCUGCUGGUCUCGUUUGCACCUAAUAUAUGGAAUAAAAAGAUAAUAAACGAUAUGGAAGAUCACAGAAUUUUACUCAACGAUGAUGGGACGGCCCAAAAUACUCAUCUGCUUGAUUUUGUUUGCUUGGGCGAGAAGAAGCAUACUGGUCAAAACAUUCUACCAAUAUUCCUGCAACUUUUGGAGAAGCAUAACCUUACAGACAAAGUAGCGACAAUAACUAUGGACAGUGCUAGUAACAACGUCUCAAUGUACCGGUCAUUCAUUUUCUCGCUUUUCAAGGACAAGGAUCCUCUGGCGAGCCGUCUCCUCGGUAAGGCCCGCUAUAUUCGCUGCGCAAACCAUGUUUUAAGCUUACAUGCCAAGACAAUAGUUUCAGAGUUGUUAAAAAAAGCUAAUUUUGCAACAGCAUUGCGGAGAAUCAAGGUGGUAGCGAAGAAUAUGAGACACUCCAACCAAAUUCGCGCUAGCUUAAAAAAAGCCAGAAUACCAUUCAUUCCCCUUGAAGCACCCGCUCGGUGGAUGUACAUUUGGCGUCAAGUAAAUUCUUUCCUUGAAAACUAUAAGCAAUUGUGGUUCCAGAAGCGUGACGGGAACGGUGAUGUAGACAUCGUCUACAAGCUUCGCGAGUACAUUCAUUUUGACGAUCGGACCUUACAAAUGUUGAAAUAUUUUGUCUCCAGUCUCGGAGUUUUUAACGACUUGUCAAUGAAGCUACAAAAGGAUUCUUACAACCACCUUCCAAACGGGGCACCGCUCUACUAUUCGAUGAACAGUUUCUAUUCCUAUUGUAAAGGUGCUUUAUAGGGCCAUGAGAUCCCCAAAAACCGGUCUGGUUCCGAUUUUACAGGCUUAAAUGAAGCGGCUGAGCUCCGUCUCACGGAUAAGCGACUCAUUUAGGAAGCAAUUUUGGCAUCACAAGAAUGUCACCAACGGUAUUUGACUUCAGUUCGACACGACGCGCUUUAUUAUGUGGCAAUAAUACUAGAUCCAGGUGCUAAGACAGGCGCCUUGUACAGAAUGAUGUCAAAGGCGGAGGCCGACGAGAAGUUGAUAGAAGCUCGCCAAUUUAUUCAAGACUACCUCAAGGAAUACAGUAAUUCUGUUGAUUUGCGAGCCUCCACUGCUGUCGAGAGGCACUCUUCACAUGAAACCGAAGAUUUCAUAAUUGACAUAGUAGACUUUCAGGACACAGUUGGCGGCUCACAGGCUUUGAAUGAUGCUGACACGCCAGAUGCUGAGGAGCUUAUGGAGGAGUUUGACGCUUACAAGCGAGAGCCACUUUUGAAAAAUAGGUUCAAGGAAACCGCGAUUGCCUGGUGGUAUCAGCAUCGGACCAGGUUCCCAAGGCUCUUCCCGCUUGCCAUAUUCUUGUUCUACACUAAGCUCAGCUCAUGCGAAGUGGAAAGAGUGAUUUCUUUGGCCUCGAGGGUCAUGGGGAAGGACAGGACGCAACUGUCAUCAACAAACGUCAAAUCCCUGUUGUUACUGCGAGACAGGUUUGAUAGGUUCGGCUUCUACAAACGCGGUCCCACCGCACGUCGUGAUGUUUGCAACGAGAAGGACGAUAUAUACGAGGAUGACGAUGGUUUGUCAGACCCAUUCGAACUUUUCGCUGCCUCUGAUGACACUCCUUGA
Messenger RNA from Lachancea meyersii CBS 8951, 2154 nucleotides. The record is from the annotation of a GenBank genome assembly. Lineage: Eukaryota; Fungi; Ascomycota; Saccharomycetes; Saccharomycetales; Saccharomycetaceae.